Molecule: messenger RNA, 1738 nt
Organism: Cydia fagiglandana
Lineage: Eukaryota; Metazoa; Arthropoda; Insecta; Lepidoptera; Tortricidae
Exons: 2
Coding region: 63-1382 (439 amino acids)
Source: RefSeq, a predicted model, not a curated record
UUUUCCGACUAGACGGUUGUUACCAGAAAGCACGCUCGAUAUUUCUGCGAUCUGUACGUACGAUGGGCGACGACGAGGGUAAUUCCUCAUCUUCAGAUAGCUCGGAAACGAGCAUGGAAUCGGUGGAUCCGUCAAUACCAGGGCCUUCAAAGAGGAAACGGAGAGCGCCACACAAAUCUUCAAAAAGGAAACGUCGAGAAGAUGGUAUGUUUCAUAACCUCGCCAAAGAGGUGAGUGAGGUAAAACGCUUUUUAUCCUCAAUGGUAUACCCACAUGCUCCGCCGCCCAUGCCCAUGCCCUCGUCAAAUCUUAGCUCAGACGAUGGGGACGAUAACAUCAGCCUAAAUGUCAGCGGUGAACUUUGCCCCGACAAUGAAACACGUGGCGCGGGUACAACUGAAUCGGCAGAUUUAAGCAUUAAUUUGCCGUUUAGUACUACUGUAAAAGAGCCGACAGUUCCUCAAUCAUGCCAAGCUCAUAUUGAUUUUUUAAAUAGUGUCCAGCAUUUUGGCGCACCUGAUUGGGCUGACGUGCGAUACGCGGAGGUCCAGAAAACUUAUUGCUCAACCCCAGGUUUCAUCGAAACCGAGUGUAACGAUGAAUUGAAACCGUACGACCGAAAUAUCUCGCUUAGUGUUACUGAGAAGGGCUUUGCCGCCAUUACUCAGGCAUUAAUCAAACAAAAGGAUUCGUUGCAAUCUGGGUUAGAGUCUUUACUCUCGUGGAUUUCCUCAUCUACUGAAGAUGUUACUGUAGCUGUUUUAAGAGAGAAACUUAACGAAAUUUUUAUUGCUGGGUCGUUUAAUAAAAUUUCCGUGGACCUUCUCCAAAUGGCAUGUGGACAUAGAGCAGAUCUAAUUCAACAAAGACGCGACGGUAUUCUGAGAUACGUCAAGGACAAAUUCGUUCGCGCGAGCCUUCGUAAGAUUCCGCCAACUUGCGAAGCGUUAUUUGAUAAGCAAUUGCUAUCAGCCGAGCUGGAGAAAAACGGCGGGGUUGCGAAAACCCUUUGGCCGUUACCAAGUCAAACUCCAUCAAAGUCUAACUGGCCGGCUGCGCAAGCCGGACCGUCUCGUGCUAGACAGCCCGCGCAGGGCUCAAACAAUUAUCCUAAUACGGGCUAUCUUGGCAAACCUUUGCCAGCUCCACCAGCGCAUGGUUUCCCAUACUACCAAUAUCCUCCGCAAGGAUAUUUUAUGAAUCCGCUUUCUCAACAAGCGCCUUAUUAUAUGCCGCAACGAUUUUCGCAAAAUCGAGAUGGCAAACAAAAUAAGAAAUAUAAUAAAAAUCGUAAUACCCCGAAAAAUGACGAACAAAUGCCAAAUUCUAACUUUAGAGGCCGUCGAGACAACAAAAGGUUUCGAGGCAAGCGAAAAUUCUGACUCGGUCGCGCAGACUUUCAUAGCGGGUCGCCUUCAAGAAUUUAUUCAUGUUUGGGAGCAAAUGAAGGCACCAGACUCCUUAAUAAAAAUGAUUCGAGGGUACCGAUUACCUCUGAAACAAAAAGUGCCUCUUUGUUGGCCAAAGAAAAAUCACAAGCACCAAACAAAAUUCUCAUGCGAAAUGAAGGUAGCUGUAAAAUCAUUAAUAAAAAUCGGGGCACUGGAGCCGGUGUUGCCAUCCCCAAGUUACAUAUCCCCGAUGUUUUUGGCUCCCAAAUCGGAUGGGACAAUGCGUCCGAUUUUCAAUCUGCGCAAUUUGAACAAUUACCUAAUUGUGUCCAAGUUUCGGCUGAUAA